AUGAGCGGUUGGGGUCGUUCGUUUUGGGGUGGAAACGGGCACCGACUGUCUCCAUUUGGUUCGAGGACAUAUCCCCCAAAUGUCACGGAAGAUGAUUUCUCUUACAUCACCUCUGAGGAUUUGCAAAGACCUGGCGCAUCGUACGAUCCCCACCGUCAGCAACAACCACCAUCAAUGGCGGCGGAAGACGAUGUGCUCUUGUUAAAGAACAAGGGUGUGACAUAUCCUGUCAAAUUCCCCGCCUAUAGUAUUGGGGAUGGCAAGCUGCAAGUUCGUGAUAUAAAAGAUCGAGCCGCCGCUGUCAUGGACCUACCGAUCGGGACGAAGUUGAAAUUACUGUACAAGGGCCAGCAACUGAAAGACGACUACAGACCAUGCCGGGACUAUCAGCUGAAAAAUCAGAGCGAGAUUUUGUGUUUGGUUGGAGAUGCGCCAGAGCAAGCUGAGGAAUCAGAUGACGACAGUGGGGAUGCACAAGAAACUGGACUUUUUGGUAAAAAGAAGCGGAUUCGUAAGAGCAAGAAGACGAAAAAGAAGAAGGGAGAUACUUUAUCACCUGGCGAAGGACCUAGUUCGCAAAACUCAAGAACGCCAACACCAGCAGCCGCUGCACCUGCACCAUCAACUCCUCUGGGGAAAAUACAAGCUAUUUCUUCUCAUUUCCACACCAAAAUUCUACCGCUAUGUGUUCAGUACACUAUUUCCCCGCCAGAGGACCCAAAGAAGAGAGAUUUCGAACACAAGAAACUGUCUGAAACGAUUAUGAACGAGGUUCUGUUGAAGCUAGAUGCCGUGGAAACCGAGGGUGAUAAUGAGGCUCGUGAAAGGCGAAGAGCGCUAGUGAAAGAGACGCAAGGCGUAUUAAACGGGUUGGAUGCUAAAGCUGGCGUUGUUUAG
Messenger RNA from Glarea lozoyensis ATCC 20868, 897 nucleotides. RefSeq names its product BAG. The transcript has a single exon. Bases 1 to 897 code for a protein of 298 amino acids. Gene Ontology annotation, molecular function: protein-folding chaperone binding. Gene Ontology annotation, biological process: mRNA splicing, via spliceosome. Lineage: Eukaryota; Fungi; Ascomycota; Leotiomycetes; Helotiales; Helotiaceae. The record is from RefSeq and is a predicted model, not a curated record. Gene Ontology annotation, cellular component: U12-type spliceosomal complex.